AAUGUGCGAAGGGCGCCACAAGACGAACCCAGAAAAACAGACCGACGCCAAAACUAGUGAAUAAUUUGCUAAAUCCAUGACACGAUAUCGCUGCUCAGGGCGCUUUAAUAGACCCAGCCCUUCCCUUACGAUUUGUGCAGCGGCGACGGCACUCAUUCUGCACACCACGAUAAAAUGAGCAAAAGACGCGAAUCGUAAACCUCGUGCGAGCAGUAGCCAAUCUGAGCGUUCAGCUGCUGAGAUCUCCGUCGCGCUGCGAUGCGGUAACCGGUGCAGGCGGCGCGCUUGCUCUUCAUGUGAUCUGAGCCCAGAACAGGACACUUUUAUAGGAGAGAGUUGAUGAUGGACCUGGGUUUGAGAGAACCGAUGGAACUGACACGGGGAUUAUUAUUCUAGCCAGAGGGGCAGAGGUUUAAUACUUCCCGGAUUAACUCUGCCGUAAUCGGCACGGGCUACAGUGGAGCAACGCAACGCCGGCUGACACUGAGCGCCCGCUGAAUCGCUUUUUCAAUCAUACAUUGUGGCUGGACUCUGACAGGUGAACGAGGCUAUAUAUCAGAGGAAGCGGUUUUUAAAAUUUACCUCAAUUUACAAAUCCUCAAAGUGGUCUUUGCUGAAGAAGUACCUGUAUUUGGGAGGUAAGAUGUAGUUCCUCUAUACCUAAUAUAUAGACUCUGGAUGCCCUGAUUCUCGAGAACACAUUUGCAGUUUGCAUCAUAUUCACCGAGAACUGUUUCAUAUGGGCGAAGCGAGAAGUCGGUUCCCUUCGUGUUGGACAUGGGCUCGCUGUCAAGAUAACGGUGUGUCCGAUCCAGAGCGGGAGAAACGAUGGGCCGAACUGUUCGAUCAGCUGGAUCUAAAUAAAGAUGGGAGGAUCGAUGCGAAUGAACUGCGCACCGGAUUAAGCGCCUGGGGGGUUGUUCGCAGUGAGGUGGACGAGAUUGUACGUGUGAGUGACACCAAUCAUGAUGGCCAGCUGGACUUUAAGGAGUUCACACAGUAUCUGCGCACACACGAGAAAGAGCUCAGACUCAUGUUCCACAGCCUGGACCGCAACAAUGAUGGUCACAUAGAUGUUGCAGAAAUUCAGCUCUCCUUGCACAGCCUUGGAGUGAAUGUAUCUACAGAGCAGGCCUCCAGAAUCCUGCAGAGCAUAGACAGAGAUGGUACUAUGACCAUUGACUGGAGCGAGUGGAGGGACCACUUCUUGUUUAACCCGUUGCACAAUAUGGAGGACAUCGCCCACUACUGGAAACAUUCUCUGAUGUUGGACAUUGGAGAGCAGCUGACUGUGCCGGAUGAGUUCUCAGAGAAAGAGCGGCGUUCAGGUGUGGUGUGGAGACAGCUAGUGGCUGGGGCAAUGGCAGGAGCUGUAUCGCGAACGGGAACUGCUCCUCUCGACCGUCUUAAAGUUUUCCUUCAGGUCCACGGCUCCAGUGGUGUGGGUUUGUUGGGUAGUUUGCGGGGAAUGGUGCAGGAAGGAGGAUUGAGGUCCCUUUGGAGAGGCAAUGGCAUCAAUGUCCUCAAAAUUGCCCCAGAAUCAGCUAUCAAAUUCAUGGCUUAUGAGCAGAUCAAAUGGCUGAUCAGAGGCAGUAAGGAGGGUGCCUCUCUAAGAGUUCAGGAACGUUUCAUUGCUGGUUCCCUGGCAGGAGCUACAGCUCAGACCAUCAUCUACCCCAUGGAGGUUCUGAAGGAUCAUGUGACACUGAAAAAGACUGCUGAAAAUUCAGCUAUACAAUCAUGUAACAGAGGAAGUUGUUUAACAAAAGAAGGAGUGCGCGCGUUCUACAAAGGCUAUGUGCCCAACACACUUGGAAUCAUCCCGUAUGCUGGCAUUGAUCUGGCUGUCUAUGAGACUCUAAAGAAUGCUUGGCUACAGCGGUACUGCAUGGGCUCGGCUGAUCCUGGCGUUCUGGUGCUUCUUGGAUGUGGCACUGUGUCCAGCACAUGUGGGCAGCUGGCUAGUUACCCGCUGGCUUUAAUCCGCACACGCAUGCAGGCUCAGGCCUCAGCUUUAGAUGGUGCUCCUCAGCUGUCAAUGGUUGGCCAGUUCAAGCACAUUGUGUCCCAUGAAGGCGUUCCUGGACUUUACCGUGGCAUUGCCCCCAAUUUCCUCAAAGUCAUUCCUGCUGUUAGCAUCUCUUAUGUGGUUUAUGAGCAUAUGAAGAAAGCACUGGGAGUGGGAUCUUAAACUAAGACAGAAUCAGAGUGCAAAAAGAAAGAGAGAACCUGCAUUAAAAAGAGGACGAUGAAACUUCUGAACCUCAUAAAAAGAGCCUUAGGGAAGCACAGAGGACCCCUAGAGAACAGAAUAAGGAAGACAUAGUCAAUGAAUGACCUAAAAACCUCUACAUUGUACGCAAUCACAUUCCCAUGGCAAUUUAUACUUUAAUAGGAUGGAAAGAUAGUUUUGGGCUGAGGCAACCAUUAUGAAAAAUGGUUGUGUUCAGAAUAUGUUUCUCUGUGACUGGCGGCUUGGAGAUCUCAGGUUUAUUGUACACUAUUUACCUGCUGUUUCACAUAAACAACUUCUUAUCUGGAUAGGGGAACACCACUGAAUAGUACUUCAUUUUACAAGGAAUGUGAUGUUAUUGCCGUGGUGAUAAAUGUGGGGUAAUUGUGUAAUGAAAGAUACCUAAAGGCAGGGAGUGAUGGUGACAUUGGGCCUUUUUCAGUAUUUGCAGGAGGACUAAGUUAUUUUUUUUUAAAUGACAACCAAAGUUUCCCUCUUAAAAUUGACCAAAAUGUUGAAGAAGGUGUUUCAAUGUACAUAUGGGUAUGGGAUAUUUUAAAUAGCCUCUUCUGACUGAUGUUUCAUAACAUUUACCAAUGAUUUAUACAUUGUAAAACAUGUUUCAGCAGGGAUUUACACUGUUGUAAAACUCAUAUAUUUUUGUAAUGGUCAGUGAGAGGUAAGCAUGUUAUUUGCUACACUUUAAUGAUCAAAGGAUUUGCACUCUUAAAAUGAUUGUAGAAUUUAUAUCUUAAACUGACUUGUGAUGUUCUUUUAUGACAUCUCUGCUGCUUUGCUACCUUUUUACAAUUUUAGCCUUUUCUGAUAUUUCAGUCUUCAUUGUUAAAGUGUAGUGAAAUACAGGAUUUAGUGUUAAAAUUACGUAAAUGGUAUAAAUAACUGCCUUGAACAACUUGCAAAUGGGGCAUCAACAAGGGUAUUAGAUGAAAAGGGGUGUUUAUUAUAUUAAAUUUGCAUACUUUGUGUUUAUUAAAGGGAUAGUU
Messenger RNA from Sinocyclocheilus rhinocerous, 3237 nucleotides. RefSeq names its product calcium-binding mitochondrial carrier protein SCaMC-3-like. Lineage: Eukaryota; Metazoa; Chordata; Actinopteri; Cypriniformes; Cyprinidae. The coding region runs from base 740 to 2191 and encodes 483 amino acids. The record is from RefSeq and is a predicted model, not a curated record. Gene Ontology annotation, biological process: transmembrane transport. Gene Ontology annotation, molecular function: calcium ion binding. The transcript is spliced from 11 exons.